CGAAGGGCCGAGCCGAGCCACGAGUAGCCAGUGAUUUGACUCUAUGUAGAAUGAAACUCUGUCCCACCUGCGCGGACAUCUAUUCACGCGAAGACGAAAAAAUAGAAACGAAGGACAGUGAAGAAUCAUGCGGACAAAUUACGAGUACAAAUGCCUCAACACACGCGCAAGCCGGAGGCGUCACGUGUAUGAGCUAUAGACACCAUAAAAAGCAAAGAUCGGCACACAGAGCGAGACAGACCCUGUCGCGGCCAUGCUCGCACGUACAUUCGCGGGGUCGACAUAAUGAACGCGUUACUGCUUACACCCCCAACCGUGGGCGGCGGCUGAGCCUCUGGAACACUCGUUCGGCAUUGACAAAGCCGGCGCCUGUCACACACAGAGAGAUGACACUGAGAUGGGCCAGGCCCUCCGUAUUCUUCUGCUCAGCUGCCUGACCUGUCUUAGAGUCAAACCCUUCGUCAAACUGGGCUGUAGCGGGAUCUGGAUCAGCACAGAGAGAGCAAUACAAGCCUCACCCCGACUGCACAUGGGCACCUCGACUGCACAUGGGCACUGACCGUUCAUAUCGUCAGCUGUUUCCAUCACCAGUUGCUGAAUCUCCUUUGGCCUGAGUGCUUUGUCGAAGUCUAGCAUCAAGCCUGCCGGCAGAGGAACAGAGGUGCGUCGUUUUCUGAUGGGGUGGACUUGUCUCACUGACCUGCCAGUCCGGCGAUGUGAGACGCUGCCGCUGUGCUGCCACGGAAGUCUGAUGAUUCACUCAAGCGCACACACUACACGUGCAGCCACUGGUGCGCUUGACGCCUGAAGUACUCACUUGAGGCCCCACUUAUACGACAGACACACACAAAAAAAAAACACACACAGAGCCAUAGAUAAUCGGUCGUCCAGGCAUCGUUCUACGCCCGUUCGUGCGCUCACUAUAAUCUCGUCUUGGUACCUGAAGCGAAAUUUGCCGAUGAGCGUGUCACCAAAAGCGUGUCGGUCGUUUUCGUACCAUCAGGCCCUAUGAAAUUUGGUCGCAUUCGAGCUUGUGGCGGGGUGAUGCGCCUGCCUUGUGCAUCAAAGGACUUUUGGAACGCACCUGCACGCAGCCCACCAGAUGGAUACGCACGCUCUUCUGGCUCUUAUACUUGCCUCGCGAAGAGCUGCGUCUGACUUUAGCUGGCGCGGUCCCGAACGCUGGGGUGCUGUUGUAGAAGGCGGCACCUACGCUCGACGCGCCAAGGGCAUUCACUCUUCCGAAGCCGGAAACCACACGGCUAGGCGGCGCGAACUUUGACAGGUUCUGCGCCAAAGUCCCGUCACCAAGAUCAGGGUUGACGAGCGCGAUCACACCCGGGUCUGGCCCCGGACUGAGGAGGCACAAAGAAAGGAAAGGGAUGUUUGUGUGUUUUCUCGUCAUCCUCGGGACAGAUACCGACACCGACUCACUCGAUUCCCAGUGGUGGGAUGAACUUGCCCACUUUGAUCGUAACGUCCGUGAAGGUGUCGGAAAACAACGGCGAAAUCACUUCGAUCGGAUCGUUAUUCCUACUCAAAAGGAGAAAUAGAAACACACAAGUGCCUUUUGACGACUCGCACAUAUACAAGCACCUGUUGUUUUCGGUCGCCGCAAUAAGAAGCUCGCCAUUCUUGUCAAAGACGAGGAGAUCCAAGUCGGUCUGUGCCCCCACACCACCAACGCUCUUGUACUACAGAACAGUCAGACAGAGAGAGAGACAGACAGACAGCAGACAGACCACACCGUGGCUCUUCACCCACCGGUGACUUACAUUCUGAUCCCACUGAAGGAUCAGGUCCAACGCAAAGCCCCCCAUAUUCUCCACGAGGGUCACAUUCAGUGAGGUGGAGUUUGUGGCGCUCCACACGUGAAACUCGUACGUGAAGAUCGCGUCCUCGUAUGUCGUGAAGUCGACGGUCUCACGUAAGCCCGAAGAACGGAAGGGCUCCCAAAACCUGCACAAGGAUUUCCGUCGAGAUGCGUUCACCCCUUUUCCCCUUGACCACCUACCCCCUGUCUGCAUUGUCCCCAUGCGCCGCAAUGUACGAGACCCCCGACGUACGAGCGACAUUGUCGAUUGCCUUUUCGACCACGCCAGGAGCGAAGAAAGGUCUGCAGUAGCCAGGCAACCAGAGCCUGCUGCUUUCGUCUGGUAGGCGAAAGAAGUGGAUACUCGUAGUAGGACUGCGAAGAAGUGUCGUCCACGAUGACUUCGCAUUCUGUCUCUUUGGCAAGCCGCUCGAUGCCUGCACAACAAUGAUUGGCUGGCUGGUUGUUGUGCAUCAAUUGCAUCACGUCGAUCACCUGUCGCAAGGCUAGCCUCUCCCCUAGCGGAUGAAUGGAACACGAAUUUCGGCAGACCCGGAACCUACAUGCAUAUGGAUUUCAUUUUCAAAGCCAUCAUGACCUGCAGAAAACGGUUACAACAUCGUAAAUCAGCUCCAUCAUGCCAGUGCCCUAUAGCAAGUCAGAGGACACAUGGAGCGGAAUGCCAUCCGUGACCACUGUAUACUCUUCCGUGUACCCGUGCGGCGCACAGGAAAAAACAGUUCUGGACAAACAAGUACAUAAUACAAAUCAACCCAUUGGGCCCACCUACUCCCUUCUCCGCAUUGGUCUUACCUUCAACGCUUCCACUUUCCUCGGUAGUUCACACUUCUGCUUAAGAUCGCCUCCAUCGUGACUGUCAGACAAGACGCCUGCAAGAGUCAGAUAAGCUCAUACUCCGUGUCGACCUACUGACUCGUUGCUCCACCAACCGAUGCACUUGAGGGAUCUGCCGUCCAGUGGCCGUCCGUUGACAUUGUAGGUGCGUCUCACCACGUCGGUACCCAUCGCCCUAUCGCCCUGCGACACCACACGCCGGCUGCAGUCACGCUGCUGUCUUGGAGCAUCUCCCGUAUCCCUUCGGUGGCCGCGCAUCGGCCAGCGGCUCGUCGUUCUGACAGCGUGAACAAUUGAAAUCCCUUCGACAUCUAGCAUGCGUCCAAUCGAAUCAUAUCUGUGUCGACAGGCAACGCGUGUGACCAGAUGAGAGGCGCAACCGCAUCCUUUCUGUAUCCUUCGUCCUCACGGCAGCAUCCCCGAGACGAUGCGUUCGUAACGGACCAGAUCUCGCAUGCCCAAGGCCCGUAGCGUUGCCUCGAGCGUCUUCACUCCUGCCUUCUGCUUGAUGGUCACGUCCACAUAGACGCCCUCCGGAGUAACCCUUGUCCCCGUCGCACGGGAAAACUCGGCCAGCUUCGACGGCGAGCGGAAGAGGCCCCGCCAGCGGUCGAAAUUGGAGCCAGCCAGGACACCCACUUGGGCUGGGGAAUCGAAGUCGGUGAAGGGGUCGCUGACGUCAUUGCCCUUUGUCGCUCCGUGCAGACGCUACACACAAAGACAAAGAGAAAGGUAGAUGCGUACGGUCCGCAUCAUGAUGUCAGUGCUUUUCUCAGCCCCUAUACCUGCUCCCGUGCUAAGAAGUGCAACGUGACCAGGAUGGUGUCGAUGCCAAUUCUGGGCUUCGUGAAUCGUUUGAGGUCGUUCCGAAUCGAAGAGGAGUCGCCCUCAAACGAUUCAGAACCACAAAACCAGAGAACCACAAACAAGGUCAAGCGCAUACUUGGUAGCACUUCGCG
Molecule: messenger RNA, 3627 nt
Organism: Vitrella brassicaformis
Lineage: Eukaryota; Vitrellaceae
Source: the annotation of a GenBank genome assembly